Molecule: messenger RNA, 2083 nt
Organism: Ilex paraguariensis (yerba mate)
Lineage: Eukaryota; Viridiplantae; Streptophyta; Magnoliopsida; Aquifoliales; Aquifoliaceae
Source: the annotation of a GenBank genome assembly
CUCGGGCGGCCCAAUAAACCCAAAACACCGUCUUGCAAGAACCCUAGCUCCAUUUCAGAGCUCGAAACACUCAUCCAUGGCGUCCUCUCAAUCUCUCCCUCUUCACACCCCUCCCUUUUCCUCUGUACACCGCUUUCUUCCCACUACAAAACGUAUUUUCCUCCCUAAAAUACCCCUCAGAACCAUUGGAAAUUCCCUCCCUGUCCUUGCUUACUCAGCUAAGCCGUCUAUAUCGGCUUCCGAGCAAGACAUACUUCAAGCCGUUGCGAACUCAGGGGACAAGAGUCUUCCAGGUGUGAGGACGUACGAGAAUGAUUUGGCUCGGCUCACGCUGGUCGGAGCUGUCGAUUUUGAGCAGGCUCUCACGGCGGCUGCGGCGGACGGAGGUGAAGCCGCCGCAGAGCACGUUGAUUCCGGAAUGGAUGCUAUGGUUGUUGAGACUGUCUUUCCAGGACCUCUGGAUGAGCACAGCACCGUCUCGACUCGACUGUUUUUGCCGGCAAGGAAAGUUAAAGAAAAAGCAAAAAAGCUCAAAAGUUCUCUAACUGAAGAUAUCCUGUUCAGCACAACAUCUAAAAAUAUUCUUGCUAUGACAUUUAGACAAGUAGUUCUCCAACAGCUUUGGAAUUUUGAGCUGGUAUUAUUUAGACCUGGAACAGAAAGAAACAUGGAUGAUCUGGAAAACCCAAGAGAGGUUCCUCCGUCUUUUACCCUCAGCUCCUCGGAUGAACGGGUCAUUUCUGUGCUUGCAGAAGUUGUUUGCCUUUUUGCUCUUGAAAGCACCGAAAGACUUUUCCUUAAAAAGUCAUCGGGCAGAUCAAAUAAUUUGUUCAAUUGGUUUGACAAGCCUAAAAGGAUUGUAUCGAAAGAUUCCUCUGUUAGCUUAUAUAAAUUGCUUGAAGAUGAGGUGGUUGCAAAUGCCAGAAGUCUGCUGGAAAAUUUUAAUUUAGAAAAGGCAGAUUAUAAUCCUGUAGAAGCAAAAUGGAAACACAAUUGGUGGAUUACAUCUGUUCACUCUAAAUUGGAAAAGAUUGGUGGUCCUGAAUUUAGUGCUUGGACUAGCGAGUAUAUACCUGCCUACAGGCUGCAAAUUGAUUCUAAUAGACUUGACAAUGCAAACGUUGAAGGGUGGAAAAGAUGUGCCGAGAAUAGGUGGGAAGUUCUACUUACCCACUCCCAAAUGGUUGGUUUGGCCAACGUUCUAGACAUGUACUAUGAAGAUCUGUUCACACUGCCAAAUAAAGAAUUGUCAUGUGGUGUGGAGGCGAAAGCUACCAACUUGUCCAUUAACAAGAGAAGCACUUCCUUGUUUAAAAUGCUGUCCAUCACCCUUGCAAGUGGAUUUUUUCUUGUUACGGUUGGUGUUCUAGGUCAACUUUAUUUGCCUCAUUUGUUCAGUGGAAGGAAGAACCCUCAAGAUAACUAUUCACUUCAAUCUUCUGUCGUGGAAUGUAUACAUCAGUCUGUGGACUCCACUAAGUUGGAAGAUCUGUGCAUCUCAGUGGUUCAAAAAAUUAAGGAUGGUUUUGGUUGGCCUGGGGAAAUAAUGACAGAACCCGGUGGUGGUGCAUGGACUGGGGAAGUUCCAAGAUACCUUAGGGUAGAUGAAGCUGAUACUAGUGUUGCAGACAUUUUAUAUGCUUCUGCUCCAUCAGAAAAAAGUGAUGAAGAGAUGAAAGCAUCCGCACAAGACAUUGCAAGUUAUCAGUAUAAUGACUUCCAAAACAUAUCUUCCUUUCUUAAGACAUUGAUAUGUGCUGAUGUGGUUUCCAUGAGUUAUUGGUUUUACAUAUGGGCUGAGUAUUUAGCCACUGAUAAGGUGGUUCUGUCGGUUGAUGGAAAGAUUAUUGGGUUCCAACCUACAAGUCGUGGGGCUGUCAAUAACUGGUCAGCCAACCCCCUGGCAAAAGAGCUGUAUAGUGGCAGAAAACUUUCCCCUGGCUUUAUAGAACCUAGACUCAACAUCAGUCAUCCAAGGGAGGUGGUGGCAUUGGAGUUGUUAAUGUCCGUAAAUCCUGAUUCUUAUUUUGCGUUGGCCAGACCAGUUGAAUUAUCACUGCCAAAAACCGUUGGUGAAAACUAG